Molecule: messenger RNA, 891 nt
Organism: Coccomyxa subellipsoidea C-169
Lineage: Eukaryota; Viridiplantae; Chlorophyta; Trebouxiophyceae; Coccomyxaceae
Exons: 4
Coding region: 234-488 (84 amino acids)
Cellular component (GO): membrane
Source: RefSeq, a predicted model, not a curated record
GCAGCCCUUCCAGCUACCAAAGCCCAGCCCCUUACAGCACACCUGACUACUCAGCUCCCACAGCGGCUGUAGCAUCAAUCGGAGGAACUGGGGGGAACAGCAGGGGGCCAGGCGGUGGCGACGGUGGAGGAGGCAGGGGCGGCGGUGGCGGCGGGCAGGGGGGCGGCGGGCAGCACGGGCCAUGGCGUCUGCUGACCAUCCUGUUCGCAGCACUGGUGGCAGCUGGCGGCGCGAUGGCCUACAGCAAGAAGGGCAGCAGGGCUUCGCUGGUAGCCAGUGGCAGCAUCACUGGCGCGCUGCUGCUCAGUGCAGCGCUCAUGGGCGGGCCGCUGCGCGUGCCAGCCACGCUGCUCGCGCUCGCUGCCAGCUGCACUCUUGGUACCUACAUGGGCAAGGGGUACGUGCGAACAAAGAGGGUGUUUCCUCAGGGGGUCUUCGCGCUAACCUCGCUGCUGCUCAGCGGCGGUUACAUCGUCUCAAUCACUUGAGGCAACGCAGUCUGGGCGCUGGUCUGUCUAUCUUGAAGACUCUGCCAAACUCCACGCAGACUCUUCCUAAUCUAAGGGACUGUCCUUCAUGAGAUUGUCUCUUCGUAUCAUGCUGUUCUCGUUCCUUCGAAGAGUAGAAGAGAUCUUGCAUAUUGCAAGUCCCUUUAUCAUAGGAGAUUCUUGACUUGAUGCUUGGUUGCCGUCUGUGCGUACUGUAUAUGUGCUUGGUGAGAACUGUGCUGUCAAUGCAUUGUUUUGAAGUAACUGCGGCAUGCAUGGGGAAUACGGAUGAGGAACAGAGUUUCUGUGAGGCGCAUGUGAUAUUGAAGUGGCAAGCAAGUGGCCAUAGAGGAUUUUCUUGGAAUGGAUGGGAGCAAUGUACCUAUGUAACAACAUUGCAUAU